Messenger RNA from Salvia miltiorrhiza (redroot sage), 2074 nucleotides. RefSeq names its product probable WRKY transcription factor 21. The record is from RefSeq and is a predicted model, not a curated record. Gene Ontology annotation, biological process: regulation of DNA-templated transcription. Gene Ontology annotation, molecular function: sequence-specific DNA binding; DNA-binding transcription factor activity. Bases 642 to 1700 code for a protein of 352 amino acids. NCBI's taxonomy places the organism in Eukaryota, Viridiplantae, Streptophyta, Magnoliopsida, Lamiales, Lamiaceae. The transcript has 3 exons.
AGAGACGGCAGUUUCACUUCCCAGCUUUCUCUCUCAUGCUGCCGCAGAUUUAUAUAUUAAUGCCAUCAUCUCCCUCUCUCUCUAGAAUUACGCAUUUAUUGCUCUCUCACUAGCAAUAAUUUGCAACUCUAGGACUAUAAAUAUUUCAAAGAUUGCAUCUUUUUGUAAUUUCAUUUUCUGGGUCGUGUCAAUUCUCUGCCAAAGCGAAGCAAAAAAGUCUUCUCUUUCACACCUUUCAAUCCCAUAAACGUAACACACAACGGAAAAUUGAAAGAAUCUAGGGCUUAAAUCCACACCAUUUUUUUCCCAGCUGAAGGUCCGUUUGUCCAGACUUCAUUUUCUCUUUGCUUUCUUUCUCUGGGUUUUAAUGUUCUCUGUUUGCAGCUUGAUUUUUCUGCUGACGUUUGAUUGAUUUCAUCUGGAUUUUUUGGUCGAUUUUCACUCUGCAAAAAUGAACCUCUUUUUUCCAUCUCCUCUUGAAUCUCUUGGUUUCGGCAUUUGGGUUUUCAGUUUCAGCUUCUUUUGAAUCAGUGUAUUUAGAAUUAUUGCAACAUAUCUGUUAUUUUGCUGGACGCUGCCAUUUCUGGUUUUGGGAAUUAGGGUUUUACUUUUGUGGUUUGUUGUUGUGGGGGGUGAGGGUGAUGAUGGAGGAGGUUGAAAAGGCAAAUAUUGCAGCUGUGGAGAGCUGCCAUAGAGUGAUUAACAUUUUAAACCAAGCUCAAGAUCAAAAUUUGAGUGGAAAUUUAGUGGAACAAACAGGGGAAGCUGUGCAGAGAUUCAAGAAAGUUGUCUCUCUCCUCAACUCGAGCUGUGGCCAUGCUAGAGUGAGAAAAAGUAGGAAAAUCCAACCUCCUUUUCCUCCAAACAUAUUCCUUGAAACCCCCAUUUUCCGAAACGAUGAUCAUCGCCAUCAUCAGCAGCCCAAACCCCUUCAUCUGCUUCAGAUCAAUCCCGUUGACACCAAUCGACGCCAAGAAUCUGUCUCCAUUGCCAAGAAUUCGCUCACAUUGGGAAACCCUUCUUUGGAAUUGAGCUCCCAUGGCAAGAAUCUCCGCCUCUCGCAGCAGACGCCGCUGCCGAAUUACCAUUUCUUACAGCAGCAGCAGAGGUUUCAGCUGCAGCAGCAGCAGCAGCAGUUGAAACAGCAGCAGCAGGCUGAGCUUGUGUAUAGGCGUAGCAAUAGCGGCAUUAGCCUUAACUUCGAUAGCUCCUCGUGCACGCCUACAAUGUCCUCGACUAGGUCAUUCAUCUCCUCGUUGAGUAUGGAUGGGAGCGUGGCGAAUGUGGAUGGGAGCGCCUUCCGUUUGAUUGGUGCAGCGCGGUCUGCUGAUCAGGCAUCGUUUCAUCACAAGAGGAGGUGUGCCGGCAGGGGAGAGGAUGGGAGUGUGAAAUGUGGAGGCAGUGGUAGAUGCCAUUGCUCUAAGAAGAGGAAGCAUAGAGUGAAAAGGUCUAUCAAAGUGCCUGCUAUAAGUAACAAGAUAGCUGAUAUUCCCCCCGAUGAGUACUCGUGGAGGAAGUAUGGCCAAAAGCCGAUCAAAGGCUCCCCUCACCCGCGGGGAUACUACAAAUGCAGUAGCAUGAGAGGGUGCCCGGCUAGGAAACAUGUGGAGCGAUGCUUGGAAGAUCCUUCGAUGCUUAUAGUCACUUAUGAAGGCGAACACAACCACCCGAGGCUGCCAUCACAGUCAGCCAACGCGUGAUUUGCAUUGAUAUUAUUGGUAAAAGAUCAUCUUCUUAAUUAGACUUGAUUGGUUCUGUACAUAAGCUGCUUGAGCUGAGGCGGGGCGAGGUGGGCGUCGUCGUUUGGUUUGGAUGGUCAGUUUUCUUCAAGGCUUCUAGUUCUAGACAAUGAACUCAAUCAAGAUUUGGUUGUAAGAAAAAGGAAUUCCAAUCAAUCUUAAGUGCCUCUUGUUUUUUGAGAAUUUUGUGGAUUUCUUUGGUAGUGAUCUUUUUUGGCUUUUAUGUUUUUUCUUAGCUAUUUAUUUUGUUGCUGCAUUUAGUAUUGAAUUCUGUUGGAGAGAGUUCAUUUUUUUGUUGAAGUAGUUUAUAAGAUGUUUGAAUUUUCUUUUCAGAA